This is a messenger RNA of Sesamum indicum (sesame), 3552 nucleotides long. Lineage: Eukaryota; Viridiplantae; Streptophyta; Magnoliopsida; Lamiales; Pedaliaceae. The record is from RefSeq and is a predicted model, not a curated record.
ACCAGACGAGCUCUCAGGCCAUGAAAGACAAUUCUAUGGGUUUAGAGCCUGGCUUCACUUGGCAAAUCAUAUUGACAGAGGAAGGGGUGAUUCUGUUCCAACGCUAUACAAUUCAAUACAAGAUUAAUGCGAUACACAUCUGCUGUUCAAAUCUUAUGUAUUAAAGCAUUCAAUCUUUUCCAGAUUGUGGAAUAUUAUCUGAGAAGACCAGCCUUAACAUUGAUCAGUUAUGCACCAUAAUUUUCAUUGAUUAUUUUGUAGGAGCAUUCUUAGAUGCAUUUCCAGGUAAAAUUUAUACAAGAAUCAUCUCUAGUAUAAUGGCAACUGAAAACCCUAUUAGGAUAUCGGAGGGGACAGACAGAUGGCCCGUCCUCAAGCAGUCUAACAGGUAUGGACCAUCAUCCGGCAAGAUGGCCUUUGAGGAUCUGGGUUUGUUCCUGAAAGACAAAAGGUUUGAAAGACUUGAAAAGGAUGUCAUACCAGGCCGGAGUGAAAGUGCACCGCCAAGCAUGGAGGGUUCUGUAGCGGCAAUUGGAAAUAUCCUUUCCCAGUGGAAAUCAGCUUGGCAUCCUAGUUCGAUAUAUCCAUCCACCUCUCCAAUUAACCGUGAAAAUAAAAUGCGGUUUUCUGGCGAUCCAUCAUCUUCUACAAGCCGUACUUCUGAUAUCAAUGUAGACCAUAGGUUCAGUGGGCCUCUCAACUCAUGGGAAAGCUGUCAUAUGUUGCAACCCAGUGGUAGACCAGGUAGCAGGAAUAUGUCAUAUGCUAAACUUGCUGAUGGCUCUUUGCAGUUUCCCAGUAAGAGUCUUCCUGCUCAUGAGGAAGAGUUUGAGGAUGAUCAAUCAUGUGAACAGAGUGCAUCUGUGUCCGUGCAGAAAGCUGCUUUGUUAGGUUAUCAUAGUCGUUCGUUGGACUCAAUGCAGUUGCAGGAAGAUUCCUACCAAGCUUCGUCACCUUCAUAUGAUCAGUAUCGCUCCUUGAGCUAUAGAUCUAUAAAAGAAACAGUUGUGUCUGAUGCUGACUCCCAUAUCAUGCAUAAUGCCACUGUUAACAUGUCAUCUGCUGGUACAAAUACUCCAUGCUUGGAUGAUAUCAGGCCAGUCUCGUCACUUGAUGGCACAAGGGGCACAGUGGCUGGGCCACCUGCACAUAGAAGAGAUUUCAAUGCUGUAAGAGUUGAUAUGCAGGAUAAUCUUUCAACUUCAGUGGCUGUUGAUGUAGAUAAUGCCCAUAUUGAGACUGUAGAGAGUGUUAAUUCAUUUAGCUUUUCAAAUUUAGACUCUCACAAAUUUCAGAAGAAAGAGCAAUUCAAUCGCCAAAAUAAUGUGCUGCAACAGCAAGCAGCUCCGCAAGAAUGCAGCACUUCUCAAGUUCAGGGCACUUAUUCUCAGAUUAUUUAUCCAGGAACAGGCCAUGCAUAUGGUAGCUUGAACCAGUUUCCUUAUGGUUCUGCAAGUGUUACAAUGGCAGAGUUUCGGCCAUUACUCCAGUCAUCUGGAUUCACCCCUCCACUAUAUGCCACUGCAGCUACUUUAAUGACUCCAUCAAGUCCAUAUCAUGCCAAUCUGCAGACAGCUGCUUUGUUAACUCCACAUUACAGCCUGGGUGGCUACAAUUUCAACUCUGCGGUUUUGCCAUCGUAUCUGGCUGGAUAUCCCCAUCAAGGGCCCAUUCCUCUUGCUUAUAAUAGUGCUUCCUUUCCCACUUCUGGAGUUCCAAAUGGAGGAAAUGUUCAUGGAUAUGAUCUGCAAAAUCUGCUGAAGUUUUAUGGUCAAGUUGGAGUUCCCAUGCAACCUCCGUUCCAUAUGCAGUAUUUCCAGUACAGUCAUCUUGGUCAUCAAACAUCAACAAAUGGUGCUGCCGUGAACCAAGUGAACUCUUAUGACUCAAAAAGGCAAGCAGAACUAGUUGGAUUAUCAAAUGACUACAAAUCUCAAUAUCCAAAUGGUGUCGGCUAUGACAAUCCGAAUCUCAAACGUGGGAACUUGUCAAGUCAUAAUAGUUUGGCAAGACCAACAAAUGCUGGUCCUUUAUCACAGUUUCCUAGUGUAUCGGUUGUUAGUCCAGCUUUGCAGUAUAAAACUGCGGCAGGGACCAAGUUUCCUGGAGGGAAAUAUAACUUGAACCUUUGUCACUCUUCUAGUGGUAACUCUAGUAAAGCUAAUGACCAAAGUUGGAGUGACGUGAGUUUAUAUUCUUUUCUUGAAGAGUUGAAAUCUGGUAAAGGUCAAAGAUGUGAGCUGUCUGAUAUAGCAGGACAUCUUGUUGAAUUAAGCGUCGAUCAACAUGGAAGUAGAUUCAUUCAGCAGAAGUUGGAGACUUGUAAUGUUGAAGAGAAAGCAUCUGUUUUUAAGGAAGUAGUUCCACAUGCUUCCAAACUAAUGACUGAUGUUUUUGGCAACUAUGUUAUUCAAAAGCUUUUUGAAUAUGGGAGUCCAGAGCAAAGGCAGUACCUUGCAAAUCAACUGCAAGGUCAAAUCCUGCCAUUAAGCUUGCAGAUGUAUGGAUGUCGUGUGAUCCAGAAGGCUCUUGAAGUUAUUGAUUUAGAACAAAAGUCAAGGCUUGUAAGAGAGCUGGAUGGACAUGUUAUGAGAUGUGUUCGGGAUCAAAAUGGAAAUCAUGUCAUACAAAAAUGCAUUGAGAGCAUUCCCACACAAAAUAUUCAAUUCAUAAUUUCUUCUUUUCAUGGGCAAGUUGCCGCGCUCUCAACGCAUCCUUAUGGUUGCCGCGUCAUACAGAGGGUCCUGGAGCACUGUGGCGAUAAUACAGAGACACAGUUCAUAGUGGAUGAGAUUUUGGAUUCAGUUUGCUCACUUGCACAAGAUCAGUAUGGCAACUAUGUCACACAACAUGUAUUGAUGAGGGGGAAGCCUCGUGAAAGGAGUGAAAUCAUUGAGAAAUUAGCUGAUUCUAUUGUACAACUGAGCCAGCACAAAUUUGCAUCAAACGUUGUCGAAAAAUGUCUGGAGUAUAGUGAUUCUACUGCAAGAGAAAUGCUGAUAAAGGAGAUCAUUGGUUAUGGUGAUAAGAAUGACAAUGUGUUGAUUAUGAUGAAAGACCAGUAUGCAAAUUACGUCAUCCAAAAGAUUCUAGAAAAAUGUUCUAGUGAUCAGCGGGAAGUAUUGCUCGGGCUGAUACGAAACAACCUCACUGCUUUAAAGAAAUAUACGUAUGGGAAACACAUUGUCGCUCGAUUUGAACAGCUAUACGGAGACGAAAUUCAAUCCUCAGGAUCGUAGUGCGAGGCCAGUAUACCUCUGCAGCUGCUGCUGUUGCUUCAGCAUUUUAAAGGGCGUCGAAUUCUUCGGAAGCGAUUCUAGAAUGCAUUCAUAUGGCAGAGGUUGUCAACUGACCCUCAAUCCACCCUCCAGUUUCCACAUUCAGGAAUUCUGCUGUACAUUAUUUCCUAUGUAAAGCUUGAAAUAUGUAAAAAGAUAAAACGUUGUUCUCAAUCAUCUGCAUUUGUAGGGUAUUUGAUCCUGAAGAAUGUAAUUAACUUCCAGUUUGUGGAUUUCUUUCUUAUAUUUGGAGUUUCUAUCAAGAAUUUAUCAA